Brenthis ino (lesser marbled fritillary) is the source of this 870-nucleotide messenger RNA. The record is from the annotation of a GenBank genome assembly. NCBI's taxonomy places the organism in Eukaryota, Metazoa, Arthropoda, Insecta, Lepidoptera, Nymphalidae.
AUGGAUUGGAUAAUAUCUGAUGAGUUGGGGCUUACCGUGGGACACUUAGUGGGCUGGGGCGCAGCAUCAGCAAUGAUUGUAGGUGGUGUGGCACCAUACAUUCCACAAUAUAGACAAAUAAAAAAAACUCAAGAUGCUGAAGGAUUUUCUCUUUAUGUUUGUUUGACAUUAUUAAUAGCAAAUACUUUACGUAUAUUAUUUUGGUUUGGAAAAAGAUAUGAGUUGCCUUUGUUAAUACAGAGUAUUGUAAUGAACGCAACAAUGUUUGCUAUGAUCCACCUCUGUGUCACAGUGAGAAAAAAGAACCAAAUAAUCAGAGCAAGAGAUAGAAUAUUCACAGGUGCAAUAUUCAUGUUAUAUAUCCUAUUAUGUUGUGUGAAUGGAUCAGCUCAGCCUGAUGAAACUGCGCAUUGGCUGGGGCAGCGCAGCGGCAUAGUAGGUGGAGAGAAACCUCAUCGUUUCUAUGAUAUGGACACGAAAUAUUUCUGGGCGUGGACCGACUUCCAGAGUUAUGUAGACUGUAUGCUAGUUUUCUCGGUGCUAGGAGCGGCUAUAACGUACCUGUUAAUAGAAUUCUCGCCGUUCGUAGAGCUGAUUGGCUUCCUCGCGGUAUUCACUGAGGCUAUGCUUGGUGCUCCUCAGAUAGCCAAAAACCAUCAGAACAAAAGUACUGAAGGCAUGAGUGUAAGCAUGGUCAUAAUGUGGACGUGCGGAGAUGUGUUCAAGACUGCAUAUUUCGUUAUAAGAGAAGCUCCUACACAAUUUUGGGUGUGUGGAGCCCUACAAGUUUUGUUAGAUAUUGUUAUACUAUUCCAAGUGUGGCUGUACCGUCACAAUACCGCGGCGGCGCGUCGACUGCGGCGUGGCGAC